This is a messenger RNA of Myzus persicae (green peach aphid), 2416 nucleotides long. Its product is annotated as pre-mRNA-processing factor 39-like. Gene Ontology annotation, cellular component: U2-type prespliceosome; commitment complex; U1 snRNP. The transcript is spliced from 7 exons. The record is from RefSeq and is a predicted model, not a curated record. Bases 1 to 2406 code for a protein of 801 amino acids. Gene Ontology annotation, biological process: mRNA 5'-splice site recognition; RNA processing. NCBI's taxonomy places the organism in Eukaryota, Metazoa, Arthropoda, Insecta, Hemiptera, Aphididae. Gene Ontology annotation, molecular function: protein binding.
AUGUUUGAUGUAGUUGAUGAUGAACUAAAACAAGAAGACAAAAUUUGUAUUGACAGUAACUCUAAGCAAGAUGAGAGAACUGACAAUAAAGAAUCUGGUAAAAUUGAUGAUACUGAACCCAAACCCAAAGACAAAGUUACCUCCGACAAAAUAUCUAAGCAAGAUGAAAGAACUGAUAAUAAAGAACCUGGUAAAAUUGAUGAUACUGAAUCAAAACCCGGAGACAAAUUUUUCUCUGAAAAAAAAUCUAAACAAGAAGAUGGAAUAGACAGUAAAGAAUCUGAUAAAAUUGAUGAUACUAAAAAAAACAUCGAAGGUAAAGUUACUCCUGAUAAAACAACUGAGCAAGAAAACGAUCAAGAGUCUGGAAAAAUUAAUGGUGAACUGAAACCCGAAGACAAAAUAUGUAUUGAUAAUAAAUCUAGGAUGGAGGAUGGCCCACCGCCUGCUCUAAAAAUGUACAACGUAAUCAACGUGAACAACGAAUCUUGGGAAAGUAGUGGUAAACUUUCAAUUAAACAAGAAAUGUGGAUUGACAAUGAAGAAUCUGGUGGAAGAAAUAAUGAAAUGUUACUUGAAGACGAAACGUGUAUGAACAAUAUAGCGGAUUCAGAAUACGGACAUCUACCAACAACUAUUGAUGAGAAAAAUGCCGGUGAAAUGUGGUCAUGUAACUCUAGAACAUUGGCGAUGCCUGUAAAUAGUAGAAAGCGUUGCCAAAACCAAAACGACGGUUUGGAUGACAGUGAACAAUAUCUUUUGAAGAAAAUUAAAGUUGAGGAUACUAGUGAUGAUCAGUUUCAAGAGAUGUGGGAAUAUCUUCAAUACGACUUCACAAAUUUCAACCAAUGGGUCAACAUAUUAUAUAUAGUUGAUGACCAAAAUAUUGAAGUAAACGCAAGAAUGGCUUACUCUAGAUUUUUAGAACUAUAUCCACUUUGUUACGGUUAUUGGAGGAAAUAUGCGAAUUUUGAAAAGAGAAAUAAUAACAUACAUGAGUUUGAAAAAGUGUUGGAAAAUGCUUUAAGCGCCAUACCUGUAAGUGUUGAUUUGUGGAUUUAUUACAUGACAUAUCUGACAACGGAACGUUACGACGAAGAGCACCAUAUUCGUAAUGAGUUCGAAAGAAGUUUGAGAAUGUGUGGACUUGACUAUAGAUCUGAUCAGUUAUGGCAUGAUUACAUAUCAUGGGAAGUGGAGAAAAAUGAAAUAUUUAAUGCAGCUAACAUAUACUAUCGUCUUCUUCGUAUACCAACUUCAAACUAUACAAAAAAUUUCUUCAAAUUUCAAGAGUUUAUAUUCCAAACACUACCUGAAAAAUAUUUAAGUAUUUCAGAAUAUCUCGAAAAACGAAAUAUGAUAAUUCAAUCAUUUAGAAUAAACCAUAAUAGAGAGUCGUCGAAUUAUGAUUCUAUACCACCCGGUGUAGAUUUUCAAGAGGAAACUGAAAUUACCGAAGAAAACAUACUGUCCAAAUUUAGAGUUGAAAUUAUUGAUGAAUGGUGCGAUGUUCACAAGCAAACUGCCAUAGAAUUUGAAAGUCGGAAGAUAUUUGAGGAAAAUAUACGAAGACCUCACUUCCAUGUAAAUGAGUUGGAGUCUGCUCAGAUAAUAAAUUGGGAAAAUUAUAUUAAGUUCGAGAAAAAAGCCGGGAAUCAUGAACGCAUAAUUUUUCUCUACGAAAGGUGCUUGAUAACGUGUGCCUUAAACGAAAGAUUAUGGUUAAAUUAUUUGGAAUAUUUGUCUUUUGUAAAUUUUGAUGUUACUAUUUUAUUAUCUGAUGUAUUUAAAAGAUCAUUAUUCUAUCAUCCAAAGUCACUUCAAUUGAAUUUGAAAUAUUUUGAUUUUUGCGAAACCCAGGGUUGGGAGGAAACAGCUAUUGACACAAUAACACAAUUAGUGACCACUCAUCCAGACUCAAGGGAAGUUGUUAUUAAAACAAUAAAUUUAGCUAGAAAAAAGAAAGAUGGUACUCUAGGGAUUUUAUAUAAACAUCAUUUAAAUUGUUCUCGAUCAAAGUCUCUAUCCAGUUACAUUGCGGUAAAAUAUGCACGUUUUGUUUGGAAACAUGACCGUCAAUUAAACCUUGCUCUUGAUAUUUUAUAUGAUACCAUAACAAAUAACGUCAUCAGUGUAAAUGAUAGCAUUGAACUUUAUUUAACACUAGUGGACCUGAAAAUGGAAAUAAAUCCAGAAGACCAACUAUCAGUAUUAAAAACGAUUGAUGACAUAAUAUUGCAAUGUAAUUUAUAUAAGGAAAAACUUGUGUUUUCAAAAAAAAAAUUAGAAUACUUAGAAGAUUAUAUUCAAGAUUAUGAUAUGUUACGUUUGGCAAAAAUUGAACACAAAAAUUUAAGAAAUGCAAGCUUUAUGGAGAAAAAACAGUUAUUGAAUAAUACAAUGUAGAAAUUAUAGA